Messenger RNA from Nerophis lumbriciformis (worm pipefish), 2262 nucleotides. Lineage: Eukaryota; Metazoa; Chordata; Actinopteri; Syngnathiformes; Syngnathidae. The record is from RefSeq and is a predicted model, not a curated record.
AUGCCGCUGAAGCGAGACGAUACUCAGCGAGCGCUGCGGCUGAUGGAGGCCUGCUCCGAUGGGGUCAAAGGGAAGGAGGCGGAGAAACUGCUCAACAUCUUCCAGAGUGACUUGUUUCAGGCGUUGCUCGACAUCCAGGAAUUCUACGAGCUAGCGGUGUGCGAAAGCCACUCGGCGAGCCCCCCGACGACACCUGUCCAGAAGUACCGUUACCAUGACGACGACGACCAGCCGAGCCCCGGAAACAUGACCGAGGGACACGCCCCCGAGUUGCCGCGCGCACACCUGGACACGCUCGCGCAGCCCGCCGCCGCGCUCACCAUGAACGGAUCCGAAGGAGAGCUGGAGUAUGAGGAGAUCACGCUGGAGAGGGGAAACUCCGGUUUGGGCUUCAGCAUCGCGGGAGGAACCGACAACCCUCACAUUGGAGACGACCCGUCCAUUUUCAUCACCAAAAUUAUUCCCGGAGGAGCCGCCGCACAAGAUGGGCGUCUGAGGGUGAACGACAGCAUCGUGUUUGUCAACGACGUGGACGUGCGCGAGGUCACGCACUCGAUAGCCGUGGAGGCCUUGAAAGAGGCGGGGCCCGUCGUGCGGCUCUACGUCCUGAGGCGACGCCCGCUUUCGGAACACGUCACCAAGAUCAAGCUGAUGAAGGGACCUAAAGGUUUAGGCUUCAGCAUCGCCGGUGGGAUCGGCAACCAACACGUGCCGGGAGACAACAGCAUCUACGUCACCAAGAUCAUCGAGGGUGGCGCCGCGCAGCGGGACGGGCGCCUACAGAUCGGCGACAAAAUCCUCGCUGUCAACCAUUUAUCUCUAGAGGAUGUCCUGCACGAAGACGCCGUGUCGGCCCUUAAGAACACGGGCGAGGUGGUCUACCUGAAAGUGGCCACCCCCGCCUCGCAUUACAUUCACCCUUCCGAGCGAUUCAGCCCUCCGGACCUCACCGGCUCCUACAUGGAGCCGGACUACAUGUGCGAUUACCCGCAAGCCCUCCCGCCACCGUCCCCGCGCCGCUACUCUCCGCUCCGCCGCGGCACCAUGGGAGAGGACGACUACGGUCGAGAACCCCGCCGUGUGUGCGUACAGCGCGGCGCCAGUGGCCUGGGUUUCAACAUCGUGGGCGGCGAGGACGGCGAAGGGAUCUUCAUCUCCUUUAUCCUUGCCGGGGGACCGGCGGACCUUAGCGGAGAACUCCAGAAGGGCGACCAGAUCCUCAGCGUGAACGGCGUGGAUCUCCGGUUCGCCACUCAUGAACAGGCCGCGGCGGCCUUGAAGAACGCAGGUCAAAAUGUGACCAUCGUGACACAGUACAGACCUGAAGAAUACAGCCGUUUCGAAGCCAAGAUCCACGAUCUGCGCGAGCAGAUGAUGAACAGCUCGCCAGGGAGCUUGCGAGCCAAUCGCAGCUUCUACGUCAGGGCCUUGUUCGACUACGACAAAACGUGGGACUGCGGUGUCCUGUCCCAAGCACUGGACUUUAACUUUGGGGAGGUCCUUCACGUGAUCGACAGCUCAGACGACGAAUGGUGGCAGGCCAGGCGGGUCAACCAGCAGGGAGAGCUGGAGGAGUUGGGAUACAUCCCUUCCAAACACAGGGUGGAGAGAAAGGAGUGGUCCAGGAUGAAGGUUCAAGGUCUGGUGCAGAGCUACGAAGCAGUCGCGCAGACUGAAGUUGACUACGCCCGACCUGUGAUCGUUCUCGGGCCCACUAAAGACAGAGUCAACGACGACCUGCUCACAGACUUCCCGGACAAGUUCGGUUCCUGUGUUCCACAUACGACUCGUCCCCGAAGGGACUACGAGGUGGACGGGCGCGACUACCACUUUGUGUCGUCGCGCGAACAGAUGGAGCGCGACAUCCAGUCGCAUCACUUCAUCGAGGCGGGCCAGUACAACAACCACCUGUACGGCACGUCGGUGCAGAGUGUCAGGCAGGUGGCCCGGCAGGGCAAGCACUGCAUCCUGGACGUGUCGGCCAACGCCGUGAGGAGGCUGCAGGCCGCGCAACUCCACCCCAUCGCUAUUUUCAUCCGACCGCAAUCCCUGGAGAACAUCCUCGACCUCAACAAGCGUCUGUCCGAGGAGCAGGCCAGGAAAGUUCUGGAUCGAGCCAUGAAAAUGGAACAGGACUUUCUGGAGUGUUUCACGGCCAUCGUCCACGGGGACAGCUUCGAAGAGGUGUACCACCAGGUCAAAGUUGUCAUCGAGGAACAGAGCGGCCCUUACAUUUGGGUGGUGACCCGCGAGCGGCUCUGA